AUGAAGGAGACCACCCCCGGCGCCCCACCCUUCUAUUUGGGCCAAGGAACAUCUGCAGAGCUACACCGAAGCAGUCUACGACUGGCCCGUCGCAUCGAUCCGGACGUCGAUCUGGAGAGUGGAGGGAGAUCAAGGGAAAGCUCCGGUGAAAGCCUAAGACCGGCCUCCACUCUCUCGGCUGGAAAUUCCAAUAUUUCCGUAGAUGUAAAUGAUGACGAUUCAGCCACCCAAGUUCCAAACAUUCGCCUUCAUCACAGUCGUUCCCUUGAAGUUCCGCCAGACUACCAAAAUACCAUAUCCCCAGAUCUCGGCCGCACCCGGCGGAAUCCUAGGCUCGCUAAUAGUUGUGUAAAUUUUUUAGUG
This is a messenger RNA of Mesorhabditis spiculigera, 363 nucleotides long. NCBI's taxonomy places the organism in Eukaryota, Metazoa, Nematoda, Chromadorea, Rhabditida, Rhabditidae. The record is from the annotation of a GenBank genome assembly.